Molecule: messenger RNA, 4436 nt
Organism: Manis pentadactyla (Chinese pangolin)
Lineage: Eukaryota; Metazoa; Chordata; Mammalia; Pholidota; Manidae
Gene: USP20
Product: ubiquitin specific peptidase 20
Exons: 24
Coding region: 150-2906 (918 amino acids)
Biological process (GO): protein deubiquitination
Molecular function (GO): zinc ion binding; cysteine-type deubiquitinase activity
Source: RefSeq, a predicted model, not a curated record
GCAUGAAGUGCGCUAGUUUGUGCUCCCAGGCUCCCUGCCAGAGGCCUGCCUCAUUCCAGCCCACUGCAGCCACCACUGUCAGCUGUCAGCGGAGAAUGCCUCCUGCUUCCUGGGGGUAUUGUUCUACACAGAGGUGAGCCCAGGCCAGGAUGGGGGACUCCAGGGACCUCUGCCCUCACCUGGACUCUAUAGGGGAGGUGACCAAAGAAGACCUGCUGCUCAAAUCUAAGCUCACACAGGGAGCCUGCCAGUCGUGUGGCGUCACUGGACCGAACCUGUGGGCAUGUCUCCAGGUCGCCUGCCCCUACGUUGGCUGCGGAGAAUCCUUUGCUGACCACAGCACCCUUCACGCACAGGCAAAAAAGCACAACCUGACCGUGAACCUGACCACAUUCCGCGUGUGGUGUUAUGCCUGUGAGAGGGAGGUGUUCCUGGAGCAGCAGCUGGCGGCCCACCCGCCAGGCCCCACGCCCAAGUUCUCAGAGCAGGACUCUCUGCUGCCCACCCACCCCCUGAAAGCUGUCCCUAUUGCUGUGGCCGAUGAAGGGGAGUCCGAGUCAGAGGACGAUGACCUGAAGCCACGAGGCCUCACGGGCAUGAAGAACCUCGGGAAUUCCUGUUACAUGAACGCAGCCCUGCAGGCCCUGUCCAACUGCCCUCCGCUGACCCAGUUCUUCUUGGAGUGUGGAGGCCUGGUGCGCACAGACAAGAAGCCAGCCCUGUGCAAAAGUUACCAGAAGCUGGUGUCGGAGGUGUGGCACAGGAGGCGCCCAAGCUAUGUGGUUCCCACCAGCCUGUCCCACGGGAUCAAGUUGGUCAACCCGAUGUUCCGGGGCUAUGCCCAGCAGGAUACCCAGGAGUUCCUGCGCUGCCUGAUGGACCAGCUGCACGAGGAGCUCAAGGAGCCGGUGGUGGCGGCAACGGCGGUGCUGACCGAGGCUCGGGACUCGGACUCGAGCGACACAGAUGAGAAGCGGGAGGGUGACCGGAGCCCGUCAGAGGACGAGUUCCUGUCCUGUGACUCAAGCAGCGACCGGGGUGAGAGUGACGGGCAGGGUCGAGGCGGGGGCAGCACGCAGGCCGAGACGGAGCUGCUGCUCCCCGACGAGGCGGGCCGUGCCAUCUCCGAGAAGGAGCGGAUGAAGGACCGCAAGUUCUCCUGGGGCCAGCAGCGCACAAACUCUGAGCAAGUGGACGAGGAUGCUGACGUGGACACCGCCAUGGCCGCCCUUGACCGCCAGCCCGUGGAGGAGCAGCGACCAUCCCCGCGGUCUACCAGCCCCUGCCGGACACCAGAGCCAGACAAUGAGGCGCACAUGCGCAGCGCCUCUCGCUCCUGCAGCCCCGUCCACCACCACGAGGGCCAUGCCAAGCUGGCCAGCAGCCCUCCUCGUGUGAGCCCCGUGAGGAUGGCGCCGUCCUACGUGCUCAGAAAAGCCCAGGUGCUGAGUGCCGGCAGCCGGAGGCGGAAGGCGCAGCACUACCGCAGCGUCAUCUCAGACAUCUUCGACGGCUCCGUCCUUAGCCUCGUGCAGUGCCUCACCUGUGACCGGGUGUCCACCACCGUGGAGACAUUCCAGGACUUGUCGCUACCCAUUCCCGGCAAGGAGGACCUGGCCAAGCUCCACUCGGCCAUCUACCAGAAUGUGCCAGCCAAGCCGGGUGCCUGCGGGGACAGUUACGCUGCCCAGGGCUGGCUCGCCUUCAUCGUGGAGUAUAUCCGACGGUUUGUAGUAUCCUGUACUCCCAGCUGGUUUUGGGGGCCAGUCGUUACCCUGGAAGACUGCCUUGCUGCUUUCUUUGCUGCUGAUGAGCUGAAGGGUGACAACAUGUACAGCUGUGAACGGUGUAAAAAGCUGCGGAACGGGGUGAAGUACUGCAAGGUCCUGCGCUUGCCUGAGAUCCUAUGCAUUCACCUGAAGCGCUUCCGGCAUGAGGUGAUGUACUCAUUCAAGAUCAGCAGCCACGUCUCCUUCCCCCUUGAGGGGCUUGACCUACGCCCCUUCCUUGCCAAGGAGUGCACGUCUCAGAUCACUACCUACGACCUCCUCUCAGUCAUCUGCCACCACGGCACAGCAGGCAGCGGCCACUACAUUGCCUACUGCCAAAACGUGAUCAAUGGGCAGUGGUAUGAGUUCGAUGACCAGUAUGUCACCGAGGUCCAUGAAACGGUGGUGCAGAAUGCCGAGGCCUAUGUCCUCUUCUACAGGAAGAGCAGCGAGGAGGCGGUGCGGGAGCGGCAGCAGGUGGUGUCCCUGGCGGCCAUGAGGGAGCCCAGCCUGCUGCGGUUCUACGCGUCCCGGGAAUGGCUUAACAAGUUCAACACCUUUGCGGAGCCAGGGCCCAUCACCAACCACACCUUCCUCUGCCCCCACGGAGGCGUCCCGCCCAGUAAGUACCACUACAUCGACGACCUGGUGGUGAUCCUGCCCCAGAACGUCUGGGAGCACCUCUACAACAGGUUUGGGGGCGGCCCCGCCGUGAACCAUCUGUACGUGUGCUCCAUCUGCCAGGUGGAGAUUGAGGCGCUGGCCAAGCGCAGGCGGAUUGAGAUCGACACCUUCAUUAAGCUGAACAAGGCGUUCCAGGCCGAGGAGUCGCCCGGCGUCAUCUACUGCAUCAGCAUGCAGUGGUUCCGGGAGUGGGAGGCCUUCGUCAAGGGCAAGGACAACGAGCCCCCCGGGCCCAUUGACAACAGCAGGAUUGCGCAAGUCAAAGGAAGUGGCCACAUCCAGCUGAAGCAAGGAGCUGACUACGGGCAGAUCUCAGAGGAGACCUGGCUCUACCUGCACAACCUGUACGGCGGUGGGCCCGGGAUUGCCAUCCGGCAGAGCGUGGCCCAGCCCCAGGACCCCGAGAGCUUACACGGGGAGGAGAAAAUCGAAGCUGAGACCCGGGCCGUGUGACUUGGUGGGCCGACCUGUAAGUCCCCUUUCCUCUCCAGAGCCCCUCUCCUGCCCCUCGAGUGUUGGGAGCGCGUGCCCCUGCACGCUCCUUCCACGAGGUGGCUUGGAAGAACACUCACGCGGGCCCCGCCGGGCUGAGUGACUGGCUGUCCCGCAGGCCCUGCCCCCGCCCUCCCCGGGGAGUGUGCGUUUGUACCCAGAAGGGAUGGGGGCUGGUGCUUGAAAAACCAGAAGUGUACAGAGGCAGAGAAGUUAUUUUCGGCUCACAGUGAGGAAUGCCGCCACUGGAACGCACCCGCCUCAGGCCCAUUCUCCGCGACACCCCUCGGGUCUUUGACCUGGCAGUGCCCACCUGUCACUGUUGCUGGGCCCCUCAAACCUGCCCUCUAGCCUGGGCACAGCUCUAGUCCCUGCAGCUCUCCCUCGGGCUGUGGCCUUGGGAAGAGGGUUGGGAAGGGGCUCCUGCUUCCCAGGCAUUUCCCGGUACCCGGUCCAGCGCCUGAGACUCACAGGCAGAUGCUCUGAGCUGGCGAGUAGGGUGCUCAGCGCUUGGGCUGUGAGACCACUGCUGCCGGUCCCUGGAGCCAGCUUCUCCUGAGGGCUGCUUCACCCCUGCACCUCCUAGUGUCUCAGAAAGGCCCCUGAGUCCUGGGCUGCUCUCAGUGGCUCCCCUGCAGACUGACGACGCCAAACGCUCCUGCGGGUGGGACCCCAGGGGGUGGGCUUCUGCUGGUGGGGUUGUGUCUGGAGGCGGUGGUCCCCUCUCACGCUGUGCUGCUGAGCGGGCCCUGGACUGCCUGUCAGCUGUCCCACCAGGGAACCGGGUGACUAAACAGAAAUACCUCGCGUGACUCUCUUUUGCGGCUUAUGUGGCUUCCCUGGGGGCUGACACUGGAGAAACCGUUCUUCCCCUUUCUCCCCAACACUGGGGUUGUGCAGAGCCCUGGGGAGUGUGACACUGGGGCAGUUCUCACGACUGCAUCUGGAGGUGUGUCUCCUGAGUGCCGAGUAAGCCCACUGCUGGGGCACCGGGAUCCCCAGACCGGCAAGGUGCGGCCUUGCUCCGGGUGGUACCGGAGCCGCUGGACUUGACUGCGGCAACUUGCUUACCUCGUCAAGGCCAAAGCGACUGGGGGUGCGGAAGGGGUCCCGGGACCAAACCCCCAAAUCCUGUGGCCGUCAGUCUCUGCCGAAGCAGAUGUCGGCAGAAAUUCCAGCAGGCGGUUCUGGCAGGGCGCCUGGGGCUCUCGCAACGUGUCGCUCACGUCUGUGAUCUCGGGCGGAUCUGUGCCUUCCCCACCGAGGCAGCAUGUGAUCAAAGAACAAGCCACUGCUGGAAUUUCUUGACAUUUGCCACCGCCUUUUGAAAGUUGCUGCUGCAGCCAGCGACACCACCAUCGCAGAGCCGGGCGGCUGCAUGCUAACUACUGUCACGUAGAGGUUCUGCUGUGCAGAUUGUAAUCUCGCCCCAUGUCUUCGUGGUCUAGUUUGUGUUCAGAACGUCACAAUAAAUACAUGUGCAUUCCCAGA